Molecule: messenger RNA, 1785 nt
Organism: Phragmites australis (common reed)
Lineage: Eukaryota; Viridiplantae; Streptophyta; Magnoliopsida; Poales; Poaceae
Product: probable apyrase 1
Exons: 9
Coding region: 2-1444 (480 amino acids)
Biological process (GO): nucleoside diphosphate catabolic process
Cellular component (GO): membrane
Molecular function (GO): nucleoside diphosphate phosphatase activity
Source: RefSeq, a predicted model, not a curated record
GAUGCGGCGAUACUCGGCCGCAGGCGCGCGGCAGCAGCAGCAGACAGAGGCCGUUGCCGACCGCGUGCACCGCUACCGAGGGGUGCUGAUGGUGAUGCUCGCGCCGAUUCUCCUUAUCUCGUUCGUGCUGCUUCUCAUGCCACGCGCGCCGACCUCCGCCUCAGGGGGCGGGCUCCUCGCCGCUGGCGGCCGGAGGUGGGGCCCCCGGGCCGUUGACGACGGAUCGACCAAGUACGCGGUGAUAUUUGACGCCGGCAGCUCCGGGAGCCGCGUGCACGUGUAUUGCUUCGACGGGAACCUGGAUCUAGUGCCUAUAGGGAAGGAGAUCGAGCUGUUCAAGCAGAAAAAACCAGGCCUGAGUGCUUAUGCGAAGGAUCCACAGGAGGCUGCCGAAUCACUUGUUUCUCUUCUAGAGGAAGCUGAAAAGGUAGUUCCAGUAGAGUUGCGUGACCAAACUCCUGUCAAGGUUGGGGCCACUGCAGGUCUCAGAGCAUUAGGAACUGAAAGGUCCGAAGAAAUUUUGCAAGCGGUUAGGGAUCUUCUUCGUGACAAGAGUUCUUUCAAAUCCCAACCAGAUUGGGUCACUGUACUAGAUGGAUUUCAGGAAGGCGCAUUCCAGUGGGUUACCAUCAAUUAUCUUUUGGGAAAAUUGGGAAAGCUGUACUCAAACACAGUUGGAGUUGUUGAUUUAGGGGGUGGUUCAGUCCAAAUGGCUUAUGCUAUCUCGGAGAAGGAUGCAGCAAAGGCACCUGAAGCGGCAGAAGGUGAAGAUUCUUAUGUGAAGAAGCUGUUACUCAAAGGAACCACAUACUAUCUUUAUGUUCACAGUUAUUUGCAUUAUGGUUUGCUGGCGGCGAGAGCAGAGAUCUUAAAAGCUGGUGAAGGCAAUGAUUACAGCAACUGUAUCUUGGAGGGACAUCAUGGUAAAUACAAAUAUGGUGACGAUACAUUUGAAGCAUCAAGUUCGUCUUCUGGUGCUAGUUAUACCAAGUGCAGGGCUCUUGCAGUGAGAGCUCUUAAAGUUGACGAACCAGCAUGCACUCACAUGAAAUGCACAUUUGGUGGUGUGUGGAAUGGUGGUGGUGGAGAUGGACAAAAGAAUCUUUUUGUAGCAUCAUUUUUCUUUGAUAGGGCUGCUGAGGCUGGUUUUGUGAACCCAAAAUCAGCAGUUGCUAAGGUUAAACCCUCAGACUUCGAAGAAGCUGCACGACGUGCUUGUAAAUUGAAUGUGAAGGAUGCACAGGCCAUCUACCCCGAUGUCUCAGAGGAGAACAUUCCAUACCUUUGCAUAGAUCUUGUCUACCAGUACACAUUACUUGUCGAUGGAUUUGGCGUGGAUCCUUAUCAAAACAUUACCUUGGUAAAGAAAGUGCCUUAUAGCAAUUCCUUCGUCGAAGCAGCAUGGCCCCUUGGUAGUGCCAUUGAGGUUGCAUCUUCAUCAUAAGCAGAAACAGCUUGGCAGUAACUUAUUAAAAAAAAAAGAUAUCCCAGCAUUAUAGUUUUGGCUUAGUUUACUGAUCUGGAGUAGUGAAUUUAGAUCCUGUGUUUGAUGCUAGGGUUUUGCCUUGAUUCACCAUUUGUUCUCUAUUUUUCAUUCUUUUUGUUUAGCUUCCUAUAGAUUAACGUAUACAUGAGGAGUAUAGAUUGGAUUUGUUCCGUGCCAGCAUUUCCUGUUUAUUUUAGACCAUAGCCUCUGUCAUUCUUUUGAACUUCGAUGCUGAUACACACAUCUUUUAAUCAUCCCCUAAUAUGCUUUGCGAGUUUAUUGCGAUGUCAUUACUUUGU